AUGACUUGGAAAGAUGGUAGUCGGUUGGCAAACGGUCUGAGGAAGUGUGUGGAACAGAACUCCGACGCUCAACUCGUUCAAUUUUCGGACGGUGAUGUGUGCGUCUAUCGAAAACAUACGCACACGUAUAGGUACCUGCAUGUACUAUCAAACCAACAUAUUAGUCAGAAGGAAGAAGUGAUCUCUACUCUAACUGAACGGACUCAAAAAAUAUGUGAACCAGAGCAUCCAGGGGAAGAACUGGAACAUCUUCAAGUGACCUUCAGAUCGAAUGGAUACAGUGUAUCCGAAAUCAACAAAGCCAUGAAACUGAAGAGUUCCACUGUUCAAAACGGGGAGGAGACUCUGAUGGUUACACGCGCGUAUCUAGCGCAUAUUUCUAGUAUCACAGACAGAAUUGGAAAACUUUCAGAAAAACACAAUACCAAAACGGUUUUCAAACCCACCAAGAAAAUACAGCAAAUCCUCAGGUGGGCUAAAGGGAAAAAAGAUCUUCUAUCAGCAGCUUUAUCGCAUACGAUAUAUCGCAUACCGUGUACAUUUGGGACAGUAUACAUCGGAACCACCAAAAAAUCCAUGGAAGUGAGGUUGAAGAAGCAUCAAACAACAUGCAAAGUAGGUCAAACCUACAAGUUAGCUAUGGGGGAACACACAGUCAGUGAAGUAAACAAUAGGGUUAUAGUUGGAAAACACUGA
Leptinotarsa decemlineata (Colorado potato beetle) is the source of this 696-nucleotide messenger RNA. RefSeq lists its product as uncharacterized. NCBI's taxonomy places the organism in Eukaryota, Metazoa, Arthropoda, Insecta, Coleoptera, Chrysomelidae. The record is from RefSeq and is a predicted model, not a curated record.